Molecule: messenger RNA, 2013 nt
Organism: Pseudophryne corroboree (corroboree frog)
Lineage: Eukaryota; Metazoa; Chordata; Amphibia; Anura; Myobatrachidae
Product: flavin-containing monooxygenase 3-like
Exons: 9
Coding region: 222-1820 (532 amino acids)
Molecular function (GO): flavin adenine dinucleotide binding; NADP binding; N,N-dimethylaniline monooxygenase activity
Source: RefSeq, a predicted model, not a curated record
ACCACUGCACAGAAGCAUGAAUAAACCUCAGGCACACAAGUAGUUAACAGCUGGUCUGAGAACACUGCUGGGAUCUGAAAUCUGUGCACCACAGAUUGGAAACCAGCAUGCACAGCAAACACUGGAAUCAGAGAGUGAAGCAAGGCUGAGCAAACUCUGGGAUACUAUAGGAUAUCCUGGCACACAGUACAGGAGACUGAGUAAACCUGAAUCUUUAGAACAUGGAAAAAACUGUGGCUAUAAUUGGUGCUGGAAUCAGUGGACUUGCCGCUCUGAAAUGCUGCUUGGAAAUUGGGCUUCAUGCAACUUGCUUUGAAAAAGGCAACUGUGUUGGAGGACUAUGGAAGUUUAUGGAUCAUGCGGAAGAUGGGAGGGCUAGUAUCUACCGCUCUGUUUUCACCAAUGCUUGCAAGGAAAUGAUGUGCUAUCCGGACUUCCCUAUACCUGAUGAGUACCCAAACUUCAUGCAUAACACUGUGUUCUUGGAGUACUUGAACCUUUAUGCCAAGCAUUUUGAUCUGUUCAGAAAUAUUAAGUUUAAGACUGCUGUGGUUAGUAUACAGAAACGCUCAGACUUUGCGGUUACUGGACAAUGGGACGUUGUUACAGAAGAUGAUGGAAAACAGAAGUCAACCAUCUUUGAUGCUGUUCUUGUAUGCACUGGUCAUCACGUUUAUCCAAAUCUUCCACUUCAAUCCUUCCCUGGUAUUGAAAAAUUCAAAGGCAAGUACAUGCACAACAGAGAUUACAAGAAGCCUGCAGACUUUGCUGGGAAACGGGUGCUUGUAGUUGGUUUGGGCAAUUCAGGAGCUGAUAUUGCUGUAGAGCUAGGACGUACUGCUGAAAAGGUCAUACUUAGCACUAGGAGUGGGUCCUGGAUUAUGAGCCGUGUAUGGGAUGAUGGAUAUCCUUGGGACAUGGUCUAUUUGACCCGUUAUCAGUCCUUCCUUAACAGCAUUUUACCAAGAGCUAUUUCUGACUGGCUGUAUGAAAGAAUGAUGGAGAAAAGAUUCAACCACAGUCGCUAUGGCUUGGUGCCUGUGAACAAGAGCCUGAGGAAAGAGCCUGUUUUCAAUGAUGAUCUGGCGGCCUCCAUUACCUGUGGCACUGUAGUAGUUAGGCCUAACAUCAAGCGGUUUACUGAAACAGCUGCGGUCUUUGAAGAUGGCUCACUGAUGGAGAAUGUGGAUGUUGUCAUAUUUGCCACUGGUUACAGCUAUGCCUAUCCUUUUAUGGAUGAUGCCAUUGUCAAAAACAGUAAAAACAAAGUUUCUCUCUACAAAGGAGUCUUCCCUCCAACACUGGAAAAGCCAACAUUGGCAGUUAUUGGGUUAGUUCAGUCUUUAGGAGGGAUCCCGCCAACUUCUGAUGUCCAAGCUCGUUGGGCCGUGAGAGUUAUCAAGGGGCUGCGUAAGCUGCCACCAAAAGAGGCAAUGAUGAAUGAAUUAAAUGAAGAGGAAGGAGAGAAAAAGAGCUGGUUUGGUCGAAGUGAAACAUUGUCAACGGAUUACGUCUCUUACAUGGAUGAAUUAAGUUCUUUUAUUGGCUGCAAGCCGAAACUUGGUCUUCUCUUCCUUACUGAUCCAAUAUUGGCAUGGCAGGUGUUCUUUGGGCCUUGUAGUCCAUACCAAUUUCGACUACAUGGAGAAGGCAAAUGGGAUGGAGCAAGGAAGGCUAUAUUAAAUCAGUGGAAUAGAACUGUUGCAGCCACAAAAAUGAGGGUGGUAUCUUCUCAUCAAGAAUCAUCUGUCAUUAUGAUGUUGCUCAAGUUCCUCUUGAUACCUCUCCUUCUCUUUGCUGUGUAUGUGGCAUGGCUUUAAAAUACCUUUAAGAUGACCUAACAAAGGAACCUAAAAUUAUUGUUUUUUAAAAAUAGUGGAUUACAUAUUACUGCACAAUUUUUAGAAUCAUUAUAAUUUUACAUCAUUGUGUAGCGAUUAGUUGUCUUUUUUACUUUUUCAGAAUUGUAUUCAUUAUGACAAAUAUUUUAUUAAAAACACUUUUUAACUCAAA